CACGGAUGCUGCUGUCGCUAGCUCCAGCAGCCGUAGUAUCCGCGGCCGACACUGCUGCGGCGGUGACGCCGACGGAUCCGCGUCAGCUGCAGUGGGAGGACAACUGCGUGUACAACUGUCCCAACGAGUGGAUAGACGACGGCGCGUGCGACCUGGAGUGCAACAUCGAGGCUUGCCACUGGGAUGGCCGGGACUGCUUCCACGACGCGAGCGAGUGCUUCGAGCAGCCGAAUGGCGCUGACUACCGCGGCAAGGUUGACCACACCAAGUCCGGGAGGACCUGCCAGGGGUGGGCACAACUACUGCCGCAACCCCACCGGCCGAGAGACUGGGCCGUGGUGCUACACGACCGACUACCCAGAGGUGGAGUGGGAGGAGUGCGACGUUGGGCAGCCGGAGAAAUGCGACGCGAGCGAGCCGAGCCUGCUCAGCUCGGCGCAGACCCGCGCGGACGGCCUCAUCCCGCUCAAGCUGCGCGAGGGGGCAAACGGCCACGUCAAGGAGCUCGAGGUGCUCUACUACGUCGCGAACGUGCCGCCCAGCAUGCAGGGCGUAAAGGUGGUGCUGCUGCCGAUCCAGGGAGACGCCGACCUCCUCCUCUCCUUCAGCGAGCCGCGUCCCACACGCUCCUCCGCCACGUGGCUCGACGAGUCGGUCGGCGUCAAGCAGUUCACGCUGCCCGCCUCCUCCGAGUUCUUUUGCGGCCGGAAGCCGAGCGAGGACUUCGACGGGCGGCAGCAGGAGUGCGUCGACGCGGCGACGCCCGGGUACUGCCCCUCGCACCUCAGCCUGCACAUCGGCGUUUCGGGCUUCGAGGAGGGCGACUUCAAGCUCUUCCUGUACAACUACACGCAGGACGCGGCCGACGCCGUCGCGGGCGGCGACAUGAUGGACUACGACGACUUUGUGGCCACCUCGUGCUCUCCGGGCUGCGACGACCUGCGCCUCGGCAACGCCGAGUGCGACAUCGCCUGCAACACGACCGAGUGCGUGUGGGACGGCGGCGACUGCGGCUACGACGGCGGGUACGGCUUUGAGGACAACUGCGCCACCGCGUGCCCGGUGGCGUGGAUCGGCGACGGCUACUGCGAUGAGGCGUGCUACAACUCGGCGUGCCAGUGGGACGGCACCGACUGCACCGCCGACAGCGGGUGCGCCGACGGCUGCAUGCCCAACUGGAUCGACGACGACGAGUGCGACGAGCAGUGCAACAACGAGGCGUGCGGCUGGGACGGGCACGACUGCUCGCACGAGGCGGACGAGUGCUACACGGACAGCCGCGGGAUCGACUAUCGCGGCCACGUGGCGGUCUCGGCGGCGGGCCACCAGUGCCAGGUCUGGUCGCACCAGACGCCCAACGCGCACACCAAGACUGUCCUCGCCUUUCCAACCUUUGGGCUCGGAGGGCACAACUUUUGCCGAAACCCGGGCUCGGAGGAGAUUGGGCCGUGGUGCUACACCAUCGGGGGCGCGCGCUGGGAGCUCUGCUCCGUACCGCCGCCGUCGGACAAGUGCGAGUCGAGCGCCAACUCCGUGAUGGAUUAUCGCAACCAGUGCCCCGUCGACUGCGCAAACAUCCUCGGGAACGGGCGGUGCGACCUCCGCUGCAACAUCACCUCGUGCGCGUACGACGCCGGCGACUGCGGUGUCGGCCUCUCCCUCGCCACGAUCCUGGAGGCGGCCAACGAGGCGGGCGUGGCGAUCCCGCGCAAGGGGUACUCGCUCGUGAUGGUUGGCGCGGGCGUCUGCUCGGGCGUCGCCGUCGGGCUGGUGAUCCUGCGGCUGGUGCUGUACCGCAAGCGGAAGGAGGAGCUCAAGCUGCGCGGCUACACGGUCGAGGAGAUGAAGCAGGUGGAGAUGUGACGGCCUGCUCGCUGCGGAUGAAGCGGGUGGGGCAGUGGGGACGGCGGCAAGAGCAGGCAGCGACGCAGUGGUGCUCCUGCGGGGUGGUGGCGGGCUGCACCCGAGGGGGCGGGGCAAAUCCUUUGCUGGCGAUUUGGGCCCUGUGAGUGAGUCGGUGGAACGAGAGCCGUGGACGUGCAUGGGGGCGGCGGGGGCACGGCGAGGGUUCACGGCGAGGGUUUGCGCGGUGUCCGCGGACGCCGCUCGCCAGAGCCCCGACCGCGCCCCGUGUGUGUUCGCGCGGGGCUGUGGGGCGCGGGGGGCAUUCUCAAACGAGUC
Emiliania huxleyi CCMP1516 is the source of this 2181-nucleotide messenger RNA. RefSeq lists its product as hypothetical. NCBI's taxonomy places the organism in Eukaryota, Haptophyta, Isochrysidales, Noelaerhabdaceae. Gene Ontology annotation, molecular function: signaling receptor binding; endopeptidase activity. The record is from RefSeq and is a predicted model, not a curated record. The coding region runs from base 184 to 1863 and encodes 559 amino acids. The transcript is spliced from 11 exons.